Brugia pahangi is the source of this 3111-nucleotide messenger RNA. Lineage: Eukaryota; Metazoa; Nematoda; Chromadorea; Rhabditida; Onchocercidae. The record is from the annotation of a GenBank genome assembly.
AUGUGCGGUGGUAUGGAAACUAUUCCGGAAGAGCGAUCACGGCUUGCUAUUUUAGUGUUGAAUCGUACCGGAUUACCAUAUCAGGCCUGCGUCCGGCGUGAUGGUCAUCCGGUUAUGGUGCAACUUGAUUGCUCACAAUGUACUGUUAAAGAAUUUGAUGAUGCUUUUAAACAAAAUUCCAAUGAUCAAUAUGUACCUUUACGUAUAAUGGAACUUUCUGUUGGCGCUUGUUUGACAUCAGCGCUUAAUGAUUGUGAUCCAGAACAUGCUGAUUGUUUAAUGAAUGGUCCUCGAUAUGAAUGUCGCUGUCAUGAUGGUUGGAAUGAUACAUCAAAAAAUUUUGGUAAAGCAGAAGGAAGACGAUGUGAACAAUUAAUUUUACUUGCUGAUGGAUGUAUUUUAUUUUAUGGUUAUUGUUUAUUAUGGUGGCUUCUUUUAUUUGGUAUUAGUUUCAUUUUAUUAUUAUUAUUAUUGUAUUGGUUAGGUUCUAAAUUAUAUAAAUUAUGCAAAAAACGACGAAGACGAAAUGUUAUAGAGGAACAGGGUCAUUUGGUUACAUCGGAAGUUAGUUCAAUCAAAAAUAGCAAUGCUAAUGAUAAUAAAUUAGCAAUAAUCGAAUCAAUCAAUAUGAAUAAUAAUCCAAAUUCUAUUGAUACAAUUAGUGUAGCAGCAGAUUGUGACGAAAAAUUAGCAACAACAACAACAACAACAACAACAACAACAGCAACAACAAUAAUUGAUAAUAAAUGUAUUACUAAUUCUAUGCAAAAUGAUAAACAAAAUGCAACAAAAAAUGCAGAAAAAAUUUUAAUCAAACAAGAAAGUGUAAAAUCAUUGAAUUUAAUGGAAAAAAAUGAUGAAAAACAACAAACAAAAGUGCAAUCAGAAAAAUUGGAGCAAACUUCUGAUCAAUUAAAAUCUGAAAGAGUGAAAAUUGAACAAAAUGAGCAAAAAUUAUCAAUGAAUCAACAUGCUAAGAUUAAUUCAUCAAUUUUAUCAAAAAAUAAAUUAAUGAGGAAAACGUUAUCAGAUGAUCAAAAUGAAUCAAUCAAUGAAUCAUUGGAAACAUCAAAGAAUGCAACAAUAAAUCAAUCACAAAAAUUUACCGAAUUAACACAAAAUUAUGAUGAUGAAAAAAUGUUGAAAAAUGUUGAAACUAUGGAAGCUACAAAUUCAAAAGUGAUGAAUAUCAGUCAGUCAGUAUCGGAAACAUCACUACGUACAAUGUGGGAAUUAUUUAAGCAGGGCACAUGGAAACAAUCAUCCAGACCUAGUUCUAUCAAAUCUUCAACAUCAUCAUUGGAUCAUCUUAUCGAUGUAUUCUUAUGCCGAAAACGAAACAAGAAAAUUCAUCCGGAUACUAUCACAAUAUCAAAUGAUCCGGAAUAUCCGUUAAAUAUUAUUAAAAUAUCAAAUUCUACAAAUGCUGAUACUAUUCCAUCAAUUUCACCACUUUCUCAUCUAUCAAAUUCGGCAUUUACGACAGCUAUCACAUGUUGUAGUAUUAAUACUGCAACAACAACAACAAUAACAACUGCAACAACAACAACAACAACAAAUGAUUCAAUUAGCUGCUAUUACUCGACUAAUAAUAUGGAGGAGCAAUUAUUUACUGCAACUGGAAAAGUACCAAUGCAAAGUCAAUUAUUGGAGCAAAAAAUUAUAACUGAAACAAAAACAUUAACAACAAAAAGUACCAUAUCAUUGUUACCACAAGAAUUAUCACUGUUAUCACUGAAGAAUACAUCGUCAGUACAAUCAAUGAAUCCUACUCCUACUACUACUACUAUCAUAUCAGAUCGAUUAGAAUUUACUAAAGUUGAUCAGCAAUCAAUAUUAAAUGAUGCUAAAAAAGAUUCAAUUGAUAAUGCUACUACAACUAUCAAUGAAAUGACGCAACAAUGUAUGAUUGAUAGAAAUCAGAAAUUAUCAGUGAUUGAACAAAAUGAAAAUAAAAUAAAAGAUGAAAUGGAUACUAAAUUAUCAACAACUACUAUUGUUACCAGUUCAGAUAAACAAUUGAAACAAUGUACCAGCAGUACAGAGCAAUCCAUUUCUAGUAAAACACAAUCUGAGAAUGAUAGCUGUGAUAUGAUAACAAUGAUAAAAAAUGAUAAUGAUAAUGAUGAUGAUGGCGAUGGCGAUGAUAAUUUAAAUGAAAAGAUGCUAUCAACAAAUGAUGAAUUAAGAAAUACAUUAAAAGAGGUAACAUCAACAAAACCACCAAUUAAACGACUCACUGAGAAGCAAAAAGAGAAAUUAAGUGCAUCAUGUGGACAUUUGCAUAUUCAAAGUGAUGAUGAAAUGAAUAGAAAAGGUGAUGGUGGUUCUAUUCGACAAUUUUUAGCAACUGCAAGAAAUGAAUCACGACGAAAACUUUCAAGUAUAUCAGAAAAAAGCACUGAAAUGAUGAAUGGCGGAAAUCAAUUGAUAUCAGCGCCAAGUAGUAUCAGUUGUCCAACAACUACACGCAGAAGCAAAGAUUAUAGACAACUACCACGUACAUUACAAAGACAUCGUGAUAAUGCUUACGGGGUAUGGAAUUAUUUUUUCGCAGAUUUAAUGGCAUCAUUAACCGAAGAGCCAACAACUAAUAUCAAUGAUUGUGCAAAAACAAUACCAAAUAAUAAUGGUACAACAAUACGAAAUGCUAGCAAUUGGAGUAAAUUAGAGCAGAAUCAAAUUAAUGCUAAACUGAAACAUAAAACUGGUAGUAAUAUAAGUCAACAUUCAAUUGCUAUUACUGAUAAACAACGUCCACCGUGGAAUUUUUCACCAUUAAAAGAUGGUAAUUUGGAUCGUAUUGCGCCACUUCAACCUGUUUUUUCACAUAGCAAUCAGCCGCGCAAAUGGCUUUCAGCAUUACAUCUUAACGACGAUAAAUAUGCUACAGCUUUACAGUCCAGUAGAAGAAAUAUUAGUGAACGUCGACAAAGUGAUUGCAAUUUACGUGAUAUUUCACAUUUACGUAUGACACGUGGAUCACAUUCAGCACGAUUGCAUACACGUUUAACAUCUGCUAAAAUGUCACGAAAUAUCAGUGGCGUAAAAUGGACACCAAAUGAUAUCAAUAAUCAACCAAUAAAAGAACAAUUAUGGUGGGGUAAAUAA